Dunckerocampus dactyliophorus (ringed pipefish) is the source of this 2701-nucleotide messenger RNA. Its product is annotated as serine/threonine-protein kinase ICK-like. Lineage: Eukaryota; Metazoa; Chordata; Actinopteri; Syngnathiformes; Syngnathidae. Bases 336 to 2246 code for a protein of 636 amino acids. Gene Ontology annotation, molecular function: ATP binding; protein serine/threonine kinase activity. Gene Ontology annotation, biological process: cilium assembly; protein phosphorylation; intracellular signal transduction. The transcript is spliced from 14 exons. The record is from RefSeq and is a predicted model, not a curated record. Gene Ontology annotation, cellular component: cytoplasm; cilium; nucleus.
UUACAUGAACACUCUAUCGCUCCCAGACGAGACUAGGCCUAAUUCUGAUUCCAUUUAUGCUAUCUGGCGAACAAAACAGAAGAUGUAGAUGCAGUUAUUUGUCUUGUAAAUGUGUUAUUUUGAUCCAGCUAAUGUUCGGCUAUGUUUUCUUGUGGAACUGACACGAGGAGGCCAGGAGGAGGAAAACCCAUGACACCAUGAGUCCUCCAGCUCGGCCUGUGGACUUGUGGCGUUGGCACAGGACAUUUGACUGCUUUCAGCAGCAGGCAAGCACAUCUCAGCUCUCCAGCCAGUUGACAACUGCCGUCUGGUGAUGGUAUGGACGGAGUAGCACAAUGAACAGAUACAGCACUCUCAGACAGCUCGGGGAUGGCACGUACGGAUCGGUCAUCCUCGGACGCAACCUGGAGUCAGGGGAGCUUGUGGCCAUAAAGAAAAUGAAAAGGAAGUUUUACUCCUGGGAAGAAUGCAUGAACCUCCGUGAAGUCAAGUCCUUAAAGAAGCUCAACCACGCUAAUGUCAUCAAGCUGAAGGAGGUCAUCAGAGAAAAUGACCACUUAUAUUUUAUCUUUGAGUACAUGAAAGAAAAUCUGUAUCAGCUCAUGAAAGACAGGGCUCGGUUGUUCCCAGAAUCGGCUGUGAGAAACAUCAUGUUCCAAAUCCUCCAGGGGCUUGCAUUCAUUCAUAAACAUGGGUUCUUUCACAGAGACAUGAAGCCGGAGAAUCUUCUGUGCAUGGGCCCAGAGUUGGUGAAAAUAGCUGAUUUUGGCCUAGCACGAGAGAUUAGAUCUCGACCACCGUACACCGACUAUGUGUCCACCAGAUGGUACCGAGCACCAGAGGUCCUCCUCAGAUCCACAUCCUACAGUUCCCCCAUAGACCAGUGGGCGGUGGGCUGCAUCAUGGCAGAGCUGUACACCCUCAGACCUUUAUUCCCCGGGUCCAGUGAAGUGGACACAAUAUUCAAGAUUUGCCAAGUUUUGGGUACACCAAGGAAGAAUGAUUGGCCAGAGGGAUUCCAGCUGGCCAGUGCCAUGUAUUUUCGUUGGCCUCAGUGUGUUCCAAGCAAUCUGAAGACACUGAUUCCUAACGCCAGCCCUGAGGCCAUUCAUCUGAUGACUGACAUGCUCCAAUGGGACCCCAAGAAGAGACCAACAUCUGCACAGUCUCUCAGGUACUCCUACUUCCAUGUAGGCCAGGCUUUGGGUACACCUCAGCAGAUCCUGGAGCAGGGCAGACCACAGCCACAUCCGUUACCCUUACAGACACCACAGCAGCAGCCCUUACAUCUAAGGCCUGUGCCCCCCGCCCAUGCCCAUCCCCACAACCAGCACUGUACCCCCCCCAGACCUUUGCAGCAGAUCCAGCAGCCCUCUCCUGUCCCGGCCCCACCGCCACCUGCGGCUGCGUACCAACGUCAUGUAGAGCUGGUGCGAGAACACCAACCGAAACACGUUCUCAAGCAGGAGCCCGGCGAAGGAAUGCCACAGUCUCAUCUUCCCUACAUUGUUGACAACAGCAAGACAAGACAGGAAAGUGAGAACACAAACCUCCUGGGCUAUCAAAUGAAAGCGAAGGGAGGGCGUCGCCGUUGGGGUCACGGCACAGGACACCUUAAAGAGGACGAGUGGGACGACUACGAAGACACCGAACUGACGCCUUUGAGUGCUCUGGGAAAAAACAAAAUCUCCAGAGAGAAGUCAAGGCAGGGAGAGGAGCCGCUCAGAAGACAUAGCGACAUUCUGGACUUUAGUCGACCUAAUGGAAAAGAAGAAGCACCUUUAAACCUCAACAAGACGUCAGGCUUCCAGGAAGCAUCCAGGACGGCGUCCGCCAAACAGCACUACCUGAGGCAGUCACGUUAUUUACCAGGCAUCAGCAUGAAGAAAAAUGUGGCCGUAAAUGCUAGUAAAGACUUGAGCGGGAGCCAUCUGUGGGGCAACAGCAGUAUUCCUUUUGGUGGGACUUUGCCAAGCAGAGGUCUUCACGGUACAAAUACAAUCCCAGGAGGAUGUAUGCCAACAUUUUAUAAAAAAGAUGCCAGCUCUGUUAAUCACAAAGGUCAUCAGGGUCCCUCUUUGGAAUCCACAGCGUCAAAUUAUGCAACAUGGCGAUCGGGUAAGAGUCAGAGGAACACCUCCAUCAACACAGCCAACAAAAGCCCCCCUUGUCUGUUACCACGUGCACCAGUACAGACCAUCCACGGGCGAAUAGACUGGUCUGCCAAAUAUGGACAACACCGCUAGUGGCCUCCCGCUCUUUACAUUACCUUCCAAAGAGAAGGCUUCGUUGUUUUGUACAUACAUCUUAACGCAGCAAUAAUGUUUGUUCAACUAUACAAUGUACCAUGGAUGUUGUGUGUGUGUGUGUGUAUGAGAGAGGUUAAAUGCAACCAGCCAAAAAUAUUUGCACCUAUGUGAUAUGAAUUUUUCUGUAUCAUAACUCUAACUGUCCUGCUGUGGUUAUACCUUUAAGUUUUGUAUGGUUUGCUAUUGAACGUGUUUACCAACCUGUCUACAUGAGAUGCAUAUUAUUAAGUCACACCGUGACUUGUUUAUAGCCAAGUAAUUACUUUGCCACGCUAUAAUACUUUGUAUAUACUGCUGGGGUUUUUGCUUUUUUAUUUUUUUUUUACUUUGUGAUGCUAAUGACUUAACUAUUAUUUUUGUGUAUUGUUUUUCAAUUAAAGUCAAGGCAGUGA